GCUUACAAGUCACUUUGCGUCGCUGUUAGAAGGCGGCUGCUUUUAAGGCUGAGCCGAGAUGUUUGAAAGGUGGAACACUCUUGACCAUGAAAUAUGUUCUCCUUACGUGCCUCAGCCUUUCAAAGUUCUGUGCAUUAGAGUCAGGGAUUCCAUUCUUCCUGGAGCUAAGCGUGGGGCCAGCUGUAGUCAGCCCCCCUUUCUCCUGGAGAAGGCUGAUAGGAGUUUAAAAGGCUUGCGGUGGUCAGUGCACAAAGCGUUCCCAGAGCCCGCGGCGACCCUUCUCUUUUACCUCUGCCUGUUGGAGACCACUUAGAUAUCGGAGCGGACUGGGCGGCUGGAUUCAGGAAGCCAUGAAUCAUGUCACCAGGAGCCAGCUGCAGACUUUAAACUCAGUUCAGCAUGUGGAAACGGCAGAGAAAUGACCUGUCCAGACAAGCUGGGGCAACUCAUAAACUGGUUUGUCUGCUCCCUGUGCGCCCCACGAGUGUGUAAACUUUGGAGUAGCCGGCGUCCCAGGACCAGACGGAACCUCUUGCUGGGCACUGCCUGUGCCAUCUACCUGGGCUUUCUGGUGAGCCAGGUGGGCAGGGGCUCCUUCCAGCAUGGGCAGGCAACUAACAGGGGGCCACCCAACAACCAGGAUAUCUUCAAGGUACCCUUCCCGGAGAUCCCCCUGGAUGGUACCCUGGCCCCUCCAGAGUCGCAGGGCAAUGGAAGCACAUUGCAGCCCAACGUGGUGUACAUUACUCUACGUUCCAAGCGCAGCAAGCCUGCGAAUAUCCGUGGCACAGUGAAACCCAAGCGCAGGAAGAAGUAUGCAGUGGCAUCUGUAGCCCCUGAUCAGGAGGUGCUGGUUAGACCAUCCCUUAUACAACCGGAAGUUGCACGGGCAGCAGAUGCUGAAGUACCUGGCUAUGUUCAGGGUUACCUGACUAAGGUUGGCGAACGACCCUGGAGGAUGCUGCAUGGUCCUGGAGUCAGAACUAGAGGUUCAAACUUGCAGCAGCCUAGGGCCCCAGAGAGUAACAUUAGGAUUUACAGCGAGAGCGCCCCCUCAUGGCUGAGCAAAGAAGACAUCCGCAGAAUGCGCCUCCUGGCUGAUGGUGAGGUGGCUAGCAUCCUACCCACCAUCUUUGAAGGUGGUACCCGCUUGCUGAUGUUGGAAGGAAGCACCUCAGGCUCUGUGCCUGGCUGCGGCCCUAGCCCCUGUGGGCUUCUCAAGCAACCUCUGGACAUGAGUGAAGUGUUUGCCUUCCACCUGGACAGGAUCCUGGGUCUCAACAGGACCCUGCCAUCUGUGAGCAGGAAAUUAGAGUUCAUCCAAGAUGGCCGGCCUCGACCUAUCAUUCUCUGGGACUCAUCUCUAGUACCUUCAAGCAAUGCUAGCCAUUCUUCUGUUAAGAUCACCUGGGGAACUUACCAGCAGUUGCUAAAACAGAAGUGCUGGCUGAACGGCCGGGUUCCCAGACCUGAAUGGGGCUGCACUGAAGUCCAUCACCAUGAGUGGUCCAAGAUGGCUCUCUUUGAUUUUUUGUUACAGAUUUAUAAUCGCUUGGAUACCAAUUGCUGUGGAUUCAGACCUCGCAAGGAAGACGCCUGUGUACAGAAUGGACUGAGGCCAAACUGUGAGGACCAACGUUCUGUGACUUUAGCACACAUUAUCCAGCGAAAGAAUGACCCAAGGCAUUUGGUCUUCAUCAACAAUAAGGGCUUCUUUGACAGAAGCGAAGACAACUUGAACUUCAAAUUGUUGGAAGGCAUCAGAGAGUUUCCUGAAUCUGCAGUUUCUGUUCUGAAGAGUCAACACUUAAGGCAGAAGCUCCUGCAGUCUCUGUUCCUUGAUCAGGUUUAUUGGGAAAGUCAAGGAGGCAGGCAAGGCAUUGAGAAGCUUAUCGAUGUCAUCGAGCGGAGAGCCAGAAUCCUUAUCACCUACAUCAACGCACAUGGAGCUAGAGUAUUACCUAUGAACGAGUGACAAAUGGCUUUCCGCCUCAAGGGCUGUACAUGUGUCACAUUUGGUUUUUCUUUAAUUAAAGAUAUCAACCUUAAGUGUUUCUAGGAAUGAGGCAGCAUAGUUGAAUACAUGAAACUGACGCAGUUUAUAUCAUGAACUAAGUCUAAAAAGUUUGUAGAGUUUAAAGGUAUGCAGAUUCAAGAAGUUUCGGAAUAACACAUUGCUUGCAAAAUGCCUGAUGGUAUUUUCUUCCUAAGACUCUGAUAUAUGUGUCUCAGUAUUGUCAUUGUGCAAUGACCCAAAUGAUUAUUCCUACUGAUGUUUAAACCAUUUUGAUGUCAUUUGAUGGGACAGUAUAAACUGGCUCUUCUAAUAAACCAUUCCCACGACAUUUGACUGAUCUGACCAGCUGCUAGCAGUGAAUUGAUUGACAUCCUCUCAUUGCUGAUGGGUACAACAGCUAUCCCAACCCCAUUCAGAGGCAGUUCUCCAUCAGGAAUUUGAGGCAUGAGUUCUGCAAGAGCAGCAGUCUUAAAACAACUUCUAAGUAGACAUAGAAGUAGAUUCAUUACAAAUGACAAGUAUAUUUUCUAGAGCCUCAGAUAAUCAGCUACCUCUGAAAAACAAAAACCUCUCCUAUCCUUCCCUUUUUAAGAAGUUUAUUGACAGCAUAGAAAUGUCAUAACAAUGAUGUAUUAAUUCAAUUUUGCUGUCUCAAUUUAUGCCCUUUGGUUAGAAAACUAAAAAAGUUUAAGGCAUGUUGUUACCUGUUUGAAAAUUUACUUGUAGAGUCUCUUACUGUUCUUAUUGGUUGGUUGGUUUAAAAAAAAGUUAAGGUUUCAUGUAGCCCAGGCUGGCUCUGAACUCUUUGUUCAUCAGUGGCCUUCUGGUCUGAUGCUCUGUCUCCCAAGUGUUGGGAUUACAGACAGGUAUGUGAUGCCAUGCCCUGGAGUGCCCAGUAUCACACUUGGGUCUUCGGUCAUGUUAGAGAGACACUGUAUGACUAUGCCCAUAAACCUAGACCACUUUUAAUGAAUACUUAACAAUUUGUCAUUUUAUAAAGGAUAUGCUGUAAUUUAUGAAGUUUUUCUUUGAUCACAGAAGACUACAUUGGUAUAAUUAAGUUUCAUCUGAUUUAAUUGAUAUUAUCUAGGUAUUGAUAUUAAAUACAUCAUAUAGAUCAGUUCAAUACAAGAAGUCGCAAUGAAACCCAACACACAUGACUGGAUCUUCUCACAAAGAGCACAUGGAUAGAAAGCAUAUUGCAACAAAUUAAGCAAAAUUAAGUCUCAAUUAAUUCUUCCCCAAAUCCCUCUACCAAAUCUUUCAUUGGGUUGAAAGAACUGAGACACAAGGUUCAUGCUCUGAGUCUUUUUGUCCUGGGAGACUUUGCCAGGUCAUUCCUUAUCCUACUUAUAUGGAGCCUUUGAAUCUAGAGCAAAUCAUGUCUCUCUCGAUUUCAACUCUUCUAUGCCUUAUUUGAAAGGCCAUGAUUAGCCAGCUAUGGUGAUACAUAGCUGAAAUCCCAGCACCCAGGAAGCUGUGGAAGGUUUGCAAGUCUGAGGCCAGUCCGGUUCAUAGUGACAUCCUGUCUGAAAUGUGCCCCUCCCUUCAUAGAAGCUGAUUUAUUGACUUUUUCUUCUUUUGGAAACUUAAAAAUAAAGCAUUACACAUUUUUAUCAUA
Molecule: messenger RNA, 3638 nt
Organism: Rattus rattus (black rat)
Lineage: Eukaryota; Metazoa; Chordata; Mammalia; Rodentia; Muridae
Gene: Gask1b
Product: golgi associated kinase 1B
Exons: 5
Coding region: 419-1975 (518 amino acids)
Cellular component (GO): Golgi apparatus
Source: RefSeq, a predicted model, not a curated record